AUGCGCGUUAACAUUAUCUCUUUGGUGGCUCUAGCUGCUACAACGUCAGCUCUCCUUGUCACCUCGCCACGGAUUGGUGAAAAGAUUGACCCCGAUAUGCCCCUCACUAUCAAGUGGCAGACUGUCGCAACGGACCCAGAUACCUUCACUAUCGAACUGGUCAAUCAGAAUGUCUAUCCUUCGACAACAUCGGUGGUAGUAGAAGACAUAGAAUCUUCCAAGGGCUCCUACACCGUCAAAGCAAAGACAUUCACAGAUGUAGACGAUGGGAAGGGAUAUCAGAUCAAUUUCAUCUCUCCGACCAGUGGCAUUCUGGCUCAGUCUCAGCAAUUCCGAGUGACUGAGCCUGGGGCAAUUGCUAGUAGCUCUGGUAAGGAAACCAGCAUUGCGCUUGAAACUUCGUCUGUCUCGUUGAUGUCUUCCACCGCGUCGACCAGUGAUAUUACUUCGACUCCUUCCUCGACUGCUUCCUCUUAUCUGUCUUCGACCGCUCACUCCUCCUCCAACCUUGGAAUCUACCUUGACGCUUACCACACCCACUUCUUCAUCAGUAUCUUCUAUCUCCACACUUGCCACCUCUUCCUCAGUCUAUUUUACAUCUACACCUUCAACUUCUUCUUUCAUUGCAACUUCUUCCUCCAUUAUAUCCACCUCUGCUACCCCAACUACUUCUUCUUCCAUUACCACGUCUUCUAUGUCACCUACUCCAUCCACACAUUCUAUCUCAACUUUCAAAUCAAGCACUAUCUCUCCUACAUCCCAUUCUUCCCAUAUUUCCACCACCCCUGGUUAGUAAAGGCGGAAAGCGCGGCUUCCGAGGCAGCAUUUUGCUUUUUACCCAACUACAUUGAGAAAACAAACCCUGACUCUAUCUAUAGGAUCGACCUCUGCUUCAACCAUGACCUCAACCUCGAGUAG
Messenger RNA from Penicillium concentricum, 918 nucleotides. RefSeq names its product GPI anchored serine-threonine rich family protein. The record is from RefSeq and is a predicted model, not a curated record. Bases 1 to 918 code for a protein of 305 amino acids. Lineage: Eukaryota; Fungi; Ascomycota; Eurotiomycetes; Eurotiales; Aspergillaceae. The transcript is spliced from 5 exons.